Molecule: messenger RNA, 2034 nt
Organism: Williopsis jadinii
Lineage: Eukaryota; Fungi; Ascomycota; Saccharomycetes; Phaffomycetales; Wickerhamomycetaceae
Product: NADPH cytochrome P450 oxidoreductase family protein
Exons: 1
Coding region: 1-2034 (677 amino acids)
Cellular component (GO): cytosol
Molecular function (GO): NADPH-hemoprotein reductase activity; FMN binding; flavin adenine dinucleotide binding
Source: RefSeq, a predicted model, not a curated record
AUGCUCAUCUUUGAUUCUCUCGACCAGGUUAUCUUAGGGGGAUUGGCUCUUUCUGUAGCUGCCCACAUCGUCAAGUUCGUUUCGAAGCCGGAGAAGAGCCUGGAGGAGAAGGCUAGAUCGUCCGACAACAUUUCCCAUGUUAAGCCUUCCAUCAAAGAAGCCUUAGAAGGGAACAAGAAGGACUAUGCUGUUCUGUAUUCUUCCCAAACAGGAACUUCACAGGAUUACGCUUCCAAGUUCGCCAAAGAAUUAUCAGCACGCUUUGGCUUGAACGUGUUGCUAGGAAACUUACAAGACUAUGACUUCGAAGACUUGAAUAAGUUAGGUGAGAACACCGUUGUUUCAUUCUUCAUUUCUACUUAUGGUGACGGUGAAUUUGCCGAUGAUGGCUUUGACUUCGAGCAAUACCUUUCGAGCAGCCCAGAUCUAUCGAACCUGAAGUACACAUUGUUUGGAUUUGGUAACUCAUCAUAUGAUUAUUUCAAUGGGGCGUGUAAGAAGGCUUCUCAAUAUCUGGAGCAGAGCAAAGCUAACCUAAUUGGCAGUGUGGGACUGGCUGAUGAUGGGGAAGAGACUGUUGACGAGGACUACUUGAACUGGAAGGUUGAGGUAUUUGAUCUGAUCAAGAGCUUCCUCGGGCUGACAGAGCAUGAGUUCAAGUUCGAAUCAGCUCUUAAACUGGAACAAUUGUCAUCACCACCAGCUAAGCUGUUUCUUGGUGAACCUGACAACUCAUACCUAAAUGAGAAGACAGAUCUAUCCUUGGGGCCUUUUGACAAUUCUCAUCCAUACCUUGCACCAAUUGUCAAGACCAAGAACUUGUUCUCCUCGCAAAGAUCUUGUAUUCAUGUCGAGUUUGAUUUAUCGAAGACCAAUCUACGUUAUUCCACAGGCGAUCACGUCGGUGUUUAUCCAUCGAAUAGUGACGAGAAACUGGAUGAGUUCUUCCAGAUAACUGGAUUUGCAAAUAAGAGAGACUAUAUCUAUAGCAUCACGGCAAUGGACUCAACAUUCUCGCUUUCAUUUCCUACACCAACAACGGUGGAGUCUAUCUUCCGUUACUAUAAAGAGAUCAACGCCCCAGUCUCUGGAAACUAUUUGAAUACACUCAAAGAGUUUGUUCCAAACUCCAAAUGUUUGGAGACAAUUGACAGAUUGAUCAACGAUAAAGAGCUAUACCGGGAAGAGGUGUUUUCAAAGAAGUUCAACUUUGCAGAAUUGUUGUCAUACUUGUCGAACGGUGAGGUCUGGAACUCUUUGCCAUUGGAAUAUUUAAUCGAGACCUUGCCAAGUUUACACCCACGGUAUUACUCAAUCUCAUCAUCAUCGCUGGCUGAAAAGACCUCGAUUCAUAUUACAGCAGCCGUGGAAGAUGACGAGAAGAUUGGUGAUAGACGGAUCACUGGUGUCACAACUAAUCUGUUCCAUGAGCUCCAGAUCAAGCAAAAUGGAGAGGACGUCGAGCCUAUCCUACAUUAUGAUUUGCAAGGACCUAGAGGCAAGUAUGGAUCGCCAUAUAAGCUCCCUAUAUUUGUUCGUCGUUCCACAUUCAAAUUGCCCGUCAGUCUCACGACACCUGUUAUAAUGAUUGGGCCAGGCACUGGUGUCGCUCCAUUCAGAGGCUUUGUCAGGGACCGGGUUCAUAGGGUCAAGAACCAAGGACUCACUUGUGGUAAGAGCUUGCUGUUCUAUGGCUGUCGCUCUUCAGUGCAAGACUUCCUGUAUAAACAGGAGUGGGAAGACUACAAGAGAGUCUUAGGUGAUUCAUUCGAGAUGGUCACUGCCUUCUCAAGAGAGAGCGAACAAAAGGUCUAUGUCCAGCACAAGAUGAUGGAGCAUGCACAGGAGAUUGCGCGUCUCGUGGACAAGGGUGCGUACAUCUACAUCUGCGGCGAUGCAGCUAGAAUGGCAAAGGACGUCAAUAAGACACUGGUGAAGAUCCUUGUGGAGCACAGGGGUGUCUCUGAAGAGGAGGCGAAGAAGACGCUGUUGGACUUGAAGAGCGUGAGAAGGUAUCAGGAGGAUGUGUGGUGA